CUUCCUCCGCGUCCUCCUUGACGGCUGGAGGGGAAGGCGGAGGCGUUCGGCCAUGGAGCGCUACGAGAAGGCCGCCCUGAACGCGCUUUCGCCCCCCGAGCCCCGAAGUGAAAGUUCAUUAGCCUCAACGCUAAGGACACUUCUGUUCUUCACAGCUUUAAUGAUUAUGUUACCUAUUGGAUUGUAUUUCUCAACAAAGGCGUAUUUAUUUGAAGGUACCUUUGGAAUGUCCAACAGAGACAGCUACUUUUACGCCGCAAUAGUUGCUGUGGUUGCUGUUCAUAUCGUGCUUGCUCUUUUUGUGUACGUAGCAUGGAAUGAAGGUUCCCGGCAAUGGCGGGAAGGCAAGCAGGACUAAGAGGUCUGAAUUGCUGCCUGACAGAGAGAGGAAGAUUUGUGGGUAUAGUGCGACCUCAAAGACUGUAAAUUUAAGAAGUCUCUGUUUGAAUUGGAUGAUUUUGGAAUGGACUUCUUCUCAUUCCCAGUAACUGCUUUUGUUUGUUUUGUUUUGUUUGAAUGAAUCUGCGAUUUCAUGAGUCCCAGAAUUUAGCAGAGUUGGGAAAAUCAGGAAGAGGAGCAGUUGAGUUCCCAGCCAGAAAUGUUGAUAACCUUUCUAGACCAAACACUGACUUUUGGCACUGUAAGUAACCUGCCAGUAACGACUUUGGAAUCCACGUCUAGAUAAUGCUUACGUUAUAACGUCAAGGUAAUUUGUGAGCUUCCAGUAUCAGUGAAGCAGAUUGGAUUCCUACGUCCUCUGGAGGGGGAUCAGUUUUUGGGUUUGAGCUGACAUUGGACUGUUGGUCUUACAGCUAAGAAACCCAGCUGUUUCUGGAACUGAUGUUUAUUUUGUUGGAUGACAAAGCAAUGAUGCCAAGUUCAUCCGGACUGUUACUCUGUGUGGUACCUUUUCCCCUAAGGUAUUUUUUCCCAGCUAGAUACCGAGUUGGUCAAAUGCCAUGAUUUUGAAUGCAGUUGUUCUGUUAUUCCCUCUUAAGGAGUGAUUUCCCUUAAGGGGAGACCUUAUCGCUAAACGGAUGAAGAUGUGAUACAUUUACGACCAAUUUCAGAGCCUUAUAAUGUUGAUUUGGCAAUCUAAAAAUGUCUCCACGUUAAAAUGUAGAGUUUGUAUUAUCACAUGUUUCUUGGUUGACCAGUUGCUGCUUUCAGCAACUUUCUCUUGGUACCCUGUUAACCUGCCGCCUUGUCUAAUGUCUUGCAAAGGAAAGCCUCCACUGUUCAGUCUUCAGUAAUGUUAGUCCUCUUCUCUCUUACUGCUGCUGAAAAUUACAGGCAUCAUGUGUUUGAAUGACUUUGAAAUCGGAAUUCAUCCUGAACUUCCUGUUGCCAGUUUUGUGGGGGAGGGGGGAAUUCUCUUGUAAUACGUUGUACAUUAUUUGUUGUGAAAUAAUGAAAAUCCCCCCUCCCCUUUCAUUGGUGAGAUGGGUAGGUAUCCAACUGGUGCUGCUGCAAAGGUGCCUCUCACAUGACUGGCUUUUGUACAGGAUUCUCUUAACAAGUAAUGACUGGUUUCAACAAACUGGUGGAAUGAAGUUUUCACAGAUGUUGAUCAGGAGCAAUGUUUUCUUCAAAACUAAAUUAUUUCCCCUAAAUCUUGAUUAUGUUGCAUUUCUAGAGUCCCUCAUGUUCUUUGCAAAUUAUUGUUGGGACUCAAAAUGGCUCAUUGAGGGUCUCCCACAGAGAGGAACCUCUCUCCUGUUGCGAUUAAACACUGGAAAUAUUUCGAGUCUGAACGUGGUGAUGAUUUAUUAUUAGUCAAAGGUGCUGCAAACAAGAUUUGCAUUUUGUCAAAGAAGGCACCGAAGCUUGUGUGGCUGGUGCUUGUGCUGCAGUACUGAGGAAUGAUCUCAUGGCCAUUUUGAAUUCCAAUUUUUUUUGUACUGUACUGCUGAUCAUUUUUUUUCUCUCAUAGAUUAAAUUUAUGUUGUAUUACAAAUGCUGCGUUUUCAAUAAAAUACAGUCAUAGAGUAUAGAUUCACUGCUGGGCCCAAAGAAUUGAAAAGUGUUCAUGUAGUAGUUUCUGGAUCACCCCUUGCUAGCCGAUGUGUUGUAAAUAUUGCACUGUCAGCGUUUCUCGGAUGUUGAUUGCUUCCUUGUACGUUGGCUGUCAUGGAUUUGUAUUGUAGGAUGUAUCUGUGGUAUCUGCCUGCACUGAACUCCAACCAAGAAUAUGAUUGGGUUUCACACAUUGCACUAAGUGAUUGUUUUUCGACACAGCACGUUGUGUGAGACCCAGUCAUUGGGGUAUGGAAACUCUGAUUUAUGGUUUCAUAUUUUGUGCAAACCCAGUUAGCUGUGAUUUAUACAAUAAACUGCGUAAAUCAUGUGUGA
Candoia aspera is the source of this 2352-nucleotide messenger RNA. It is a transcript of the gene VMA21, whose product is annotated as vacuolar ATPase assembly factor VMA21. Gene Ontology annotation, cellular component: endoplasmic reticulum membrane. Gene Ontology annotation, biological process: vacuolar proton-transporting V-type ATPase complex assembly. Lineage: Eukaryota; Metazoa; Chordata; Lepidosauria; Squamata; Candoiidae. The record is from RefSeq and is a predicted model, not a curated record. The transcript has 3 exons. The coding region runs from base 53 to 358 and encodes 101 amino acids.